Messenger RNA from Cutaneotrichosporon oleaginosum, 381 nucleotides. RefSeq lists its product as uncharacterized. The record is from RefSeq and is a predicted model, not a curated record. Lineage: Eukaryota; Fungi; Basidiomycota; Tremellomycetes; Trichosporonales; Trichosporonaceae.
AUGCCCCCCACCCCGGCGUCGGCGCCCCUCUCCCCCUCCCUCCCCGCCCUCCCGGGCCUGCACUCCCCCACCUCCCCCUCCUGGCCCACGACACACACCCCCACGUCCCCCCGCCCCCGCCCCACCCCCGUGCUCUCGUACAGCGUCACGCAGAGCCCCGAACUCGAGCCCUGCUGCGGCAACCCCCUCGGCACCAACCGCGGCCACGCAUGCUGCCCCGCGCGCUUGCCCGGCGGCGUGUGGGUGUGCCGCUUCUGCACGGGCAUCCAGCGCCCGCCGGACCAGCGGCAGGGCUCGCUGUCGCUCCCGCUGUCGCCGACGAGCGACUGCUUCGGCCUCCCGCUCCCGCCCUCGCGGCGGGGGAGCGACGAGAGCAAGUAA